Acanthaster planci (crown-of-thorns starfish) is the source of this 1111-nucleotide messenger RNA. RefSeq names its product anaphase promoting complex subunit 7 (gene anapc7). Gene Ontology annotation, molecular function: protein binding. Gene Ontology annotation, cellular component: anaphase-promoting complex. The record is from RefSeq and is a predicted model, not a curated record. Gene Ontology annotation, biological process: positive regulation of mitotic metaphase/anaphase transition; protein ubiquitination; cell division. NCBI's taxonomy places the organism in Eukaryota, Metazoa, Echinodermata, Asteroidea, Valvatida, Acanthasteridae.
UGUGUCAAAGGUCAAACUUUUAAUCAGCAUUUGAUUUUCCGAGCGGCAAAGUAGCUGAAGUUAUUUCUCAAAUUUUGUUCGUGAAUAUCCACAUUUAAGGUGAUUAGUUUCAAAAUAGUAGAAAAUGGGUAUUAUCGACCAGGUGAGAAUGCUUCAUGAGGAGGGAUUGUUUUCGAAUGUGGCGAUUUUGGCAAGCCUCGUGAAAACAGCAAGUGAGCAGAAUUCUGAGCUGCUUACGGGCCCCGAAAAGUACCAGCUGCAAGUCUACUAUGCCGACGCACUGUUUGAGAUGCAAGAGUAUAAAAGUGCAGAGGUGAUCUACAGGAAAGCCCUGCAAGUCAAGAAAGUCCUAAACAAGAGCAAGGCCAAGGCCUCCCAGCCACCACCUCCAGCCACCUCAAAUGACGGCCUGCCCUCCGAGCUGAAUGUCCGCUACAGAAUCUACGAGUGCAACUACCACCAGAAGAACUACAGGGAGGCCAUAGCAGUGUUGGAGAGCAUUCCAGCCAAGCAGAGAAAGCCAAAGGUCAACAUGGCAUUGGCCAAGCUGUAUCAGCGAAUCGGCAACGAGCGACCGGCAGUCACAUGCUUCAAAGAAGUCCUCAAGCAGUGUCCUCUGGCCCUUGAAGCUGUCCUGGGCCUUCUGUCACUAGGGGUCAAGGGAACAGAGGUUGCCGCCCUGACAAUCAACAGUCUACCAAACACCAACAACUUGGAGUGGUUGACGUUUUGGCUGAAAGGGCACGCCUACAAUGCCAGCAAAGAUUAUGCCAAGGCUGUCAGUACUUUCAAGAGCCUAGAGUCUGGGAGUGUUUUACGAGAGAACAGCAUCGUGCUGUGCUGUCUAGCUGAGAACCACUUCCUGGCAGGGGACCUGGCAAAUGCUGCACUGGUAUACAAACGGGUUCACAGUUUGGAUAUGUUGUGUCUAAGAGGAAUGGACAUCUACGCUUACUUACUCGCACAUGAAAAGCAAAAGGAGGAACUCAUGAGCCUUGCGUCCAAACUGAUGGCGGUAACCGAGCAAAGAGCGGAACCCUGGAUUGCCAUGGGCUACUACUACUCCAACAUACCAUCCAGGGCCAGCAGGGCCGUCUACUUUGCCCAGAAG